Molecule: messenger RNA, 2265 nt
Organism: Thyridium curvatum
Lineage: Eukaryota; Fungi; Ascomycota; Sordariomycetes; Thyridiales; Thyridiaceae
Exons: 5
Coding region: 1-2265 (754 amino acids)
Biological process (GO): DNA-templated transcription
Molecular function (GO): DNA binding; zinc ion binding
Source: RefSeq, a predicted model, not a curated record
AUGAGUGCUAUGGUAGAAACGCGAAUCGAAAGACGCCCCAUCAAGAAGCCCCGGGCCUGUGGCCAUUGUCACAGCCGGAAGGUUCGAAAUCCUGCCAAGCAACCGCAUCAAGGUUCCGAUACCGCCCAUUCCGUCGAAGAAGAGGCGCGAUCAGAGCAGGGUGGCCUCGCCGCCUCUUGCUCGAUACAAGAGUUCAGCGCAACGACGAGCGAUCCUGUUCUGGACCAAUCCCACGCUUCAUCCGGAAGACAUACUGGUGCAGCCGAGAUCGAUCAAUGCAGUGAUGGUUCGUCUCGUGACGGCACCGACUCUUUGGUACUAUCAGCAGCGAGAGUAGAAGACGAGCAACUCUUACCAGUGCCCUCCCUCGAGGACCCUGAUAGCGACCUCGAUCCGGCCACAAUCACAGACGACUCUAUUGCCGAGCAAGACGUGCACUUAUGGAUAGCCGACGAGAUGUCUCGAGGAUCAGCAACAGUCGUCUCACCCACCGAGAGUGGAAAGGCCGAUGGCUGCUGUGAAGUGAUCGAGUACCAUGAAGGAGUUACGCCUGUCACGAUAGUCUGUGGCGCUCUCGGGGGCCAGGUGUCUAAUCGUCUGACUCGAGUCAAAUUACGAGAGAGUACGGCGGCAAGUGCCAAGCUGCAUUCUGGCAGCUCAUGCCUCAGCGUGACUGACCUAGCCUACUUGGAAAGAAGAGGCGUUCUUCAGCUGCCACCAAGAGCUACAUGCAUCCAUCUCCUCCGUCUCUACUUUAAAUGUGUCUACCCGUAUGCCCCUAUCCUGGACCCCGUUCGAUUUACGCAGGACUUUCUAAGCGGGAACUACUCUCACUUCCUGAUGCAAUCGAUUUUCGCUAAUGUGGUGCCGCACGCUUCUCUAACUCUGCUGAAAGAGAUGGGGUAUCACGACCGCAGGUCAGCACAACAGGGAUGCUACACAAAGGCUACCCUUUUGUACGAUCUUGGUGAAGAAAAGCGUCAAAUUUGUUGUCUCCAAGGAUCUAUCAUGCUAAGCUCACUCUGUUUCUCCUAUGCGGUCGACAAAGAUUAUCGAUACUGGUUCUGCAAUGCCUGCCGCAUCGGUACUCAACUCGGCCUGCAUAGGCAGUACAUUUCUGAACGACUAGAUGCGAAGACGAAGAAGCUAUUUCGGCGCAUUUGGUGGAUCUUGUACAGCAGAGAUGUGCUGAUGGUGGUGUCGGGGUUAAGCAACCUGCGCAAGUUUGAUGAUCGUUUCUGCGACACUGUGGCCUUGACCGAGGAUGACUGGCCCGACCAAGAUGUUCCAGAAGAGCUUAGCUUGGUCCUAUCCGCCACUACACGUCUGCAGAAGGUGUAUCUACUGGAAAACUGCAAAUUGGCUAGAAUUAGUACGCAUCAGUCCUGCACCACCAUGGCCUCGGUCACAACAGGAAGAAUUGAACUGAUCAUGCAUACAGGCAGUCACUUCCUCGAAUGCUUUACAGUGCCAGGCCGGACCGUGUCUUCUUCUGAUAUCCAGAGCUUGGAAAAUGAGAUCAUCUCAUGGAAGAAGCAGCUCGACCCGGUUUUGUGCAUACGCAUACAUGAGUGGACGGUCGACAAUAUCUGGGUCUUGAUUCUCCUGGCUACGAGCUACCGUCUAGAAGCCGUAUUCUACCGCCGGGCGCGAGACCACUUUCGGCGUAUGGAUGAAGACCCUGCGAUGACGGCGCAACUACACCAGAAGCAAGAGAACGCUAUGUUCGAGCUUUCCUCGAUCAUUCAGAGAGCCUCUCUACACAAAGUUCUCGGACUAGCCCCAUUGUCAUUUAUGACAUGUGCAUCAACAAUCCUGGCGAUGCGAAUCGAGACCGCCCUAGACCCCGCAACAAGCUCAAAGCGGAGAUUCUCGGCCAGGAUUCAGAUUGCCGCAGAAAUUGAGUACUUACGCGAAGCAUGUCAACACUGGGUAAGCCUUAGCUGGACGUUACGCAUGUUUGAGGUCGCUAUAUCACGUAAGGGACUUGAUAUCAACGACGACACUUCUGCCGCCUCGGCCGGCCGAGCCAGAAGAACUCCUGCUUCAAGAGAUGUCGCCUGUGGUAUACGCAGACAAGAGCAGGAGGACCUCGCCCUUGCUGGUCUCAACGAAAGCGGCCUGGCCUCAAACGACAUCUUCAAUAUCCAGAAUGACUGUAUCGAUGUAGAUCUUGGUGGGGACAGGGACGAAUUCUUUGGUGGGUUACCCAUGACUGGUAACUACGAUUGGAUUGAAGAUCUCCUUGCGCCUAAUUCUACAUAA